AUGGCUGUCGAUAGAUUUGGGAAUUAUAUUGCAAAACUUACCAAUCUCAUAAGAGAAGAUACCAUAGAUAUCAAAUCAGCUCGGUAUCGGUAUUCAGAAUCCUCGGACUAUAAUAAUAGAGGAUUGGAAAAAAGAAUAGAACAAAUUGAAGCCAACUUAGCCAAAUUUGCCAGAAAAGAUACUAAAGGUGCCAAAACAUCUCAGCGUCAACGCUCGGAAUCCUCACCUUUUGGAGGAUUGGAAAAAAGGUUAGACCAAAUCGAAUCCUUAAUAGCUAAACUUGUCAAGGAAUCCAAAUCCAGAAGUGGACGAAUUCAUACGGCUACAGCAGAUGAACAAUCUAAUCCCAUUUUUUCUGAUGAUAACGCAUCUAAACCUGAGGACAAUGAUUAUAACUCUGAUAAUUCUUCAGCUGGUUCGAACUCUGAAAAACACGAUACGCAUGUUCAGCAUUCCAAUAAGUCCUCAAGCGAGAUUUCGAGAGAGACCAUUAGCUCUAAAAUUAAUAAUGAGUCCAAGUCUCAUAAGGUAAAGCAGGAUAAUAACUCACCAUCUACCUGUAAUGUCUUAUCAGAAAAAGGUAGCCAAG
Messenger RNA from Funneliformis geosporum, 589 nucleotides. NCBI's taxonomy places the organism in Eukaryota, Fungi, Glomeromycota, Glomeromycetes, Glomerales, Glomeraceae. The record is from the annotation of a GenBank genome assembly.